UGUGUGUUCGUGUGUGUGUGUUUCCAGAUGGCCGUGGACAGUGGUAAGACAAAGAUGAUCCCAGGUGACAUAACCCCACCACUUGAGAGACUGGCUGAAUCAAUCAAAACAUCAUGCGUACUUUUAAAAUCCGGUUCUCCUUCAAUUUUCAAGUUACCCCUGGAGGAGGAAGAUAUUGGGAUAGAUGGAUGCAAGAGCUACACAUUUGGGCAAAACAGUCAGAGGAGUAGGCCUAAUCGUACUGUCAUGUUUCUGGGGGCAACAGGUUCAGGGAAGUCAACUCUGAUCAAUGGAAUGAUCAACUACAUCCUGGGCAUAGAUUGGAAAGACUCUUUCCGCUUCAAACUAAUAGAUGAGGGCCAGUUGAAGUCACAAGCAGAAAGUCAGACAUCCCACGUUACCACCUACAAAGUCAACCACCAAGAUGGCUUCCGAGUUCCUUAUUCCCUAACCAUCAUUGACACUCCGGGUUUCGGGAACACAAGUGGGAGAGAGAGAGACAGGGCGAUCAUAGAGCAGAUCAGGAGACUUAACACCUCGGCAAAGGAAGACCGUGAGAUAAAUGCAGUUUGUUUUGUCACCCAGGCUUCUCUAGCAAGACUAUCGGCUGCACAGGAGUGCGUGUUUGAUUCGGUGCUGUCCCUCUUUGGAAAAGAUGUGGCAGAGAAGAUUUGCAUACUGGUCACAUUUGCAGACACUCAGAAGCCUCCUGUUCUCAAGGCGAUCACCGCUUCCAAAGUUCCAUGUCCUAAAACCAACGGACUUCCAGUACACCACAAAUUCAACAACUCUGCACUGUUUGCUGACAAUAGAUCUGUCGGUGAUCCUGGUGAAGACCCUGAAAAAGAUAUGGAGGUCAAAUUUAAUUCAGUGUUUUGGGCAAUGGGGGCCAAAAGCAUGGAAGGAUUCUUUACUGCCUUGGACAAAAUGACCACCCGAAGCAAGAAAAGGCUGCUGGAGGAGGCGGUAGAAGGAAUCCAGCCCCAGGUACAGCCCCAGGUAGAGAUCCGAUCAACCCAACAACAGAUGGGAAAACACAACGCCGACAUCACUUCCAAAGCAAAAUCUUCCAAUAGAUGUUCUAUUUCUUGAGAAAUGUUCUAUUUCUUAGGAAGGAUUAAAAAAAAGAUUCCAGUGGGGAUGGGCAACACCGUCUUUUUGUUUUGACACGACACACAACAUGAUAUUUAAAAGCCGUGAAAUUGUUUGAAUAAAACGGCAAUUAUAAAGCACACGUCUUAUUUUAUAGUUUAUAGUAACGUUGGCAAUCGCCUGUGUGUGCUUCACCUAUCCUUGUUUCUGCUGUAACUCCUUAUGUUCAUGUUUGAGGUUAGUUCGUUUUUGUUUUUUUUGUCACUAGUGUUGCCACAACUUUGUACCGACUUGACGUAUGUAACAAUUUCCUUAUCUUUUUCAAUCCACCCAUCCCUAAUUUCCACAGUAGGUGUUUGGAACAAUUAGUCAACGUCACAGUUAAUGGCAUCCUUCUUUGUCUGCUACAUGAACUAAUUUAAAGCUUUGUCUAU
This is a messenger RNA of Gadus chalcogrammus (walleye pollock), 1526 nucleotides long. RefSeq lists its product as uncharacterized. Gene Ontology annotation, molecular function: GTP binding. The record is from RefSeq and is a predicted model, not a curated record. The coding region runs from base 28 to 1092 and encodes 354 amino acids. The transcript has a single exon. Lineage: Eukaryota; Metazoa; Chordata; Actinopteri; Gadiformes; Gadidae.